This is a messenger RNA of Staurois parvus, 507 nucleotides long. Lineage: Eukaryota; Metazoa; Chordata; Amphibia; Anura; Ranidae. The record is from the annotation of a GenBank genome assembly.
CCCGAGUCUUGUGACUGGCCGCACUCAUUACAGGGAGGAGGACACCUGGCAGUGUGUAGUGGCCAGCGGAGCCAGAGGGAUCACCUGGCCGGACUCAGCAUGGAUAACAAGCCGCUCCUGGAGGACCGACCUCCCGCCUACAGUCCCCCCGUACCGGGGGGCUACGACUAUGGACAGCAAACCAACUAUGGAACUAUUCCUGGAGCCCCCCAGCAGGCAGCUCAGACCGUCUACCAACCGCCUGCCUACCCCUACCACACGGGGACCGGAUACAUUGCAGCCCCACAAACAAGCUACCCCAACACUUACACAAUAAUCCAACAGCCAGUGGCAACGACCUCUGUGGUGGUGGUUGGAGGAUGUCCAGCAUGCAGAGUUGGUGUAUUGGAAGACUCCUUUACCUGCCUGGGUAUCUUCUGCGCCAUCUUUUUUUUCCCAAUUGGGAUCCUGUUCUGUCUUGCCUUGAGGCAGCGAAGAUGCCCCAACUGUGGUGCCACGUUUGGUUAA